GAUGAUGUCAUUUUACGUAAUUUAUACGUUUUACGAAAAUUUGUAUUUUCGUGCACGUGGGUUCAAAACAGUACUACUAGCGCUAUUUAUCGGUAAACUACAGAACUAUCGAAAUAAAAAUCUUAUGUUUUUAUGUAGGCACGUGUUCGCUUCGAGUAUUUUGCGCAGAAAUGCCGGAUCUGCACUUGACAGAUGAAAACAACAAGUCAAAUCGUAACAAAACAUUUUAAAUUAGUACCACCUUUAAUGUGAUUAACUUCUGGUACAAAAAAUUAUAAAAAUAUUCUAUCUUUUUUAUAAUAAUUUGCAUCAUUUUAAUCUUUACAUUUAUACUAAAGUGUAAAAAUGUUAACCUAAAAACUAACCUAUUGUAUACACCUUUCUCUAUCAAAACCUCACAAGGUUUAUUCUGUAGAUCUUGGAAAAUCUAGUUUUGUGGAAUUUAUACAUAAAGAGUUAAUUUUAUUCAAUUUUUAAUACACAAGUUGAACAAUAAAGAGAAAACAAAAUGAGAUAUGCUCAACUUGUAAUGGGACCUGCUGGUAGUGGAAAGUCUACAUACUGUUCUGCUAUGCAACAGCAGGCAGCUGAUGAAAGAAAAGUAAUAGAGGUCGUGAAUUUAGAUCCAGCAGCAGAAUAUUUUGAUUAUGAACCUUUAGUUGAUAUAAGAGAAUUAAUUCAGUUGGAUGAUGCCAUGGAAGAUGAUGAAUUACGGUUUGGACCUAAUGGUGGUCUUGUGUUUUGUAUGGAAUAUUUAAUAGAAAACUCAUCAUGGUUGGAAGAAAAACUAGGGGAUGUUGAUGAUGACUAUAUUAUUUUUGAUUGUCCAGGGCAAAUAGAAUUGUAUACACAUAUGACAGUCAUUCGUCAGUUAAUAACAAUGUUACAGAAACUCAAUUUUCGUAUUUGUGGAAUUUUUUUAGUAGAUAGUCAAUUUAUGGUUGACGGAUCAAAGUUUUUAUCAGGCACAAUGGCUGCACUUAGUGUAAUGAUUAAUUUAGAAUUACCACAUGUUAACAUUCUUAGUAAAAUGGAUUUAUUAUCAAAAAGUGCAAGAAAGCAACUAGAUAAAUAUUUAGAACCUGAUCCACAUAGUUUAUUGGCAGAUAUGGAAAAAGAUUCUUGGAAUGAAAAAUAUAGGAAUCUUAGUGAAGCUAUAGGAAGACUCAUAGAAGAUUACAGUUUAGUUCGUUUCUAUCCAUUAAAUAUAAAAGAUGAAGAAAGUAUGGCAGAUAUUAAAUUAACAAUUGAUAAUAUAAUUCAAUAUGGGGAAGAUGAAGAUGUUAAAAUUAGAGACUUUGAUGAACCCACUGAAGAUGAUGAUAAUGAUGUAAAUUAUGAUACGAAUACGUGAAAAUAAUUUUAGUAAAUAAAGUAUUUUUUCUACAAAUU
Messenger RNA from Megachile rotundata (alfalfa leafcutting bee), 1392 nucleotides. RefSeq names its product GPN-loop GTPase 3. NCBI's taxonomy places the organism in Eukaryota, Metazoa, Arthropoda, Insecta, Hymenoptera, Megachilidae. Gene Ontology annotation, molecular function: GTPase activity. The record is from RefSeq and is a predicted model, not a curated record.